UCGGACUGUCAACAAAGAAAGAAGCUAUUUUGUUUAUUUCCGUGUGCCGAAAAAACAUAUCGCUUAAAAAAAUCUCAGUCAGAGAGUGUGAAAAUGUGUAUUGACGUGGCGGCUGGCAAUCGAAAGCCGUAUGGAUUUCUCUUUAAAAAUGAUCUAAAUGAAUUUGUUUACAGUUGUAGUCGUUGUGAUGAAGAGUUCAGUGCUGGUAAUGAUUUGGAGCAUCAUACCGUCGGUCAUGAUGUGAAAGAGGAGUGUGAAUCGUUGCCAAAUCAAGAUUUGGUCAUUGAUUUAGAGCCGAUUGAAGUGUUUUCGCCGAAUUUUUCACCGACCGAAAAUGUAAAAAAUGAAUCGAUCCCAUUGGAUAGCAGUACAAAAGAGGAGAUGGCCAUUUAUUUGCCGUUCGAAUCACAAAAAUUGGAGAUAGCCAUGGAGGAUAAAGAUACAGCGGCUGAUGAUGAUGAUGAUAAUGCAUUUGAACCGCUUGCCGAUGAUUUUUCGUCAUUUGAAUUCCAAAAUGAUCCAUCAUCAUCGUCGUCGGAUGAUGAGGACUUUUUCAAACCAACCACCAAGAAGAAAUCGACGAAAAAAAGCAACAAAACAACGAAAGAAUCCAAGAAAAAAACAUACACCUGUGAAAUUUGCUCAAGAAUAUUUACAUCAUUGGCACGAAUUAAACAGCACAUGUUUGCCGGGCAUAUUAAGAAAAAGAAACAAGCAAAACGACCGCUCAGCCCAACGUUGUGUACGUUGUGCGGAAAAACAAUUAGAGACAUGAAGACCCAUUUGAAAAUAUUUCAUUCUACGGAACGACCUUUUAAGUGUAAUUUUUGUGAGGCCACAUUUAAGCAAAAAGUGCAUCGAGACACCCAUGUUAGACAACAUACGGGAGAAAAACCAUAUAUCUGCCACUUGUGUGGACGCAGCUACCAUGCACAAAGCGUGUUAAACGCUCAUAUGAACCGGUAUCACCUGCAUUUGAAACCACAUAAAUGUGAUCGCUGUGGCAAUGCCUAUCGGCAGCUGUAUGAACUGAGAGACCACAUUAAUUUACAUCAUCUAAACCAGAAGAUGUAUCCAUGUGAAGUAUGUGAUCGACGAUUCGGGACGAGAAAACAUUUACACCAACAUAUGUUAAGCCACGGCGAAAAACGAUUUCAGUGUAAAUUUUGUGAUCAAAAAUUUGCCACCACAUCGGGCCGGAGGGGACACGAAAUUCGUAACCAUGGUGCAAUUUAAAUAUGCAAUUUAUUUAAUACUGUCGACAAGAUACAAGGCUCAAGCUAACUAGCCAGUUACUGUUAUUGGUAGUUGUUAUUGGUACAUGACACAGUCACGUCGCUUUGACGAACGUUUUUAUCACAGAAAUUUCUGUAUUUGAUUGAAAUCUAGAAUCGAACAAAAAAUACCAUUAACAGCAACUAACCAAUUAACCACAAUUAACUAAAUUAGGUCUGCUAUCCUUUUCUAUGCAAUUUACUGUAGGAUCUACAGUGUAGGUGUAGGUAGAUGCAAUAAGCAACAACAACACAUAUAAAAUAAAAAUCAUAUGAAUAGAAUAUGAUCGACGUCGACGAUUAGACGAAAACAUAAAUGUCAAAGACAAUAUAUAAUUUUGAGUGCUGAAAAAAAUUAAUAUAAUCGAACGAAAAUUUAAUUGAAUUCAUUUGAAGCGCACAUUCAAUUGAACCGUGGUUUUUUUAUUCAUAGAAUUUAAGCAGUGAGAUUAGUGU
Molecule: messenger RNA, 1730 nt
Organism: Contarinia nasturtii (swede midge)
Lineage: Eukaryota; Metazoa; Arthropoda; Insecta; Diptera; Cecidomyiidae
Product: zinc finger protein 652-like
Exons: 5
Coding region: 94-1236 (380 amino acids)
Cellular component (GO): nucleus
Source: RefSeq, a predicted model, not a curated record